Messenger RNA from Chara braunii, 784 nucleotides. Lineage: Eukaryota; Viridiplantae; Streptophyta; Charophyceae; Charales; Characeae. The record is from the annotation of a GenBank genome assembly.
GGCACGCCACAGCUCUCAAGUGGUCUGGCAUGCUGACCAGUUACUCAUCAAGAGGGGUCAGGCUUUGCCGCCUCUGUUGUGUACGCAGAGCUGUGCGUACGCAACAGAAGUGGUCAGGCUUUGCCGCCUCUGUUGUGUACGCAGAGAUGUUGCUGUGUGAUGAAGAGCAUAGACUAGGAAGGCGAGGGGCGCAAGAGAUCAAGGCUCAUCCUUGGUUCAAGAACCUGGACUGGGAUAGGCUGUACGAGACGGAGGCGGCGUUCAAACCAGAGGUGAACAGUGAGCUGGAUACACAAAACUUUGAGAAGUUUGAAGAGACGCUGCCUGCCUCCGGCAAGCCGCAGAAGAUAGGGCCAUGGCGAAAGAUGCUUUCGUCCAAGGAUGUCAAUUUUGUCGGUUAUACAUAUAAGAACUUCGACAUUGUGCAGGACGCUCACGCCCCGUUGGUGGACCUGAAGAAGAAGCCGAAGCCGAAGAGACCGUCCAUUAAUUCUGUGUUCGAUAUGCGAGGUGCUGUUUCGUCGUCCUCGAACUCGUCGUUGUCGUCACUGGGAAACGGCGGGUGCCCUAGUUCAGGGAGCGGCAUAGGUAGCGGCGCUUUCAUGGGUCAGAGAAUCGGAACGGGAAGUAGUGUCCCGAUGGAUAUAUCCCCACCUGGGUCGCCGGUUGCGGGACCUCGAACGCUGCCGCACUACACGCCCCAGCCGUUACCCACAUCCCGAUAAUUGCUGGCGUCCUCAACGCGCGCUGGCCUGCAUCGCUUUGGAGACGAAGUCGAAAGUGA